Messenger RNA from Mirounga angustirostris (Northern elephant seal), 3002 nucleotides. RefSeq names its product protocadherin beta-15-like. Lineage: Eukaryota; Metazoa; Chordata; Mammalia; Carnivora; Phocidae. The record is from RefSeq and is a predicted model, not a curated record. Gene Ontology annotation, molecular function: calcium ion binding. Gene Ontology annotation, biological process: homophilic cell-cell adhesion. Gene Ontology annotation, cellular component: plasma membrane.
ACACGUAAGAGAAGAUAAUUCUUUACGGAAUUACCUUGCGGCAGGGAUUGACUCCCGGAGCGGACUGCCUAAAGACCAAACAGGCACUCAGAUUCUAAAGACUUUUGGCGUUGGAGAAAUGGAGGCUGAAAAGGAACGCUUUCCUAGACUAAGGCAAGUUCUUCUCUUUGUUUUGCUGGCUCACACUUGGGCGGAGCAGGAAGAUUAUCGUAUUGCUGAAGAAACAGAGAGUGGUUCUUUUGUGGCAAAUCUAGCAAAGGACAUAGGGCUAGCGGUAAAAGAGCUCUCUUGGCGGAGGGCUCGGAUCAUUUUUACAAAUGACAAAAAAUAUUUUCAGCUGAACCUUCAGACUGGAGAUUUGAGAGUAAAUGAGAAACUGGAUCGGGAGGAACUGUGUGGCCCCACUGAGCCUUGUGUACUUCAAUUCCAGGUGUUACUGGAAGAACCUUUAGAGGUAUAUAGGUAUAAGCUUUUGGUCACUGACAUAAAUGACAAUUCCCCUGUGUUCCCAGAAGCAGAAAUGAUUUUGAAAAUCAUGGAAAAUACUCUUCCAGGGACUGUGUUUCCCCUGAAAAAUGCACAAGAUUUGGAUGUCGGUAUCAAUAAUAUUCAAAACUACACCAUUUAUCCCAACUCCCAUUUCCACGUUCUUACGCGCAAUAGCGGUGAAGGCAGGAAAUACCCGGAACUGGUUCUGGACAAAGCCCUAGAUCGAGAGGAGCAGCCUGAGCUUAGGUUAACUCUCCUGGCAGUAGAUGGUGGAGUUCCUCCCAAAACUGGGACAGCCUUGGUCCUCAUUGAUAUCUUGGACAUCAAUGACAAUGCCCCUGAGUUUGUGCACCCACUCUAUCGUGUGCAGAUCCUGGAAAACAGUCCUCUGGGAUCUCUUAUUGCCACUGUUUCAGCUAGAGAUUUAGACACAGGAACAAACGGCCAAGUGUUCUAUUCAUUUUUUUACAGUGAUGAAGAGAUUAGUAGGACAUUUGCACUUAAUGACCUCACAGGAGAAAUUAAAAUAAUUAGGGAACUAGAUUUUGAAAAAAUUAUGUCAUAUGAGCUGGAUAUUAAGGCCUCUGAUGGGGCUGGUCUUUCUGGAAAAUGUACUGUCAUAAUAGAGGUGGUGGAUAUAAAUGACAACACCCCAGAACUGACGGUGGCUUCACUUAUAAGCGCCAUCCCCGAAAAUUCCCCUGAGACCACAAUAGCUCUUUUCAGUAUUCAAGACCGAGACUCUGGGGACAAUGGGAGGAUGGUUUGUUCCAUCCAGGAGGAUGUUCCAUUCACCCUGAAACCUUCCGUUGAGAAUUUCUACAAGCUAGUAACAGAAGGAGAGCUAGACAGAGAGAGCCAGGCCGAGUACAACAUCACCAUCACCGUCACUGACCUGGGCACCCCCAGGCUGCAAACCCAGCACCACAUGACGGUGACGGUGUCCGACGUGAACGACAACGCGCCGGCCUUCAGCCACACCGCCUACACCCUGCGGGUGCGCGAGAACAACAGCCCCGGCCUGCACAUCGGCCGCGUGAGCGCCGCGGACAGAGACGCGGGCGCCAACGCGCAGGUCACCUACUCGCUGCUGCCGCCGCACGACCCGCGGCUGCCCCUGGCCUCGCUGGUGUCCCUCAACGCGGCCACCGGGCAGCUGUUCGCGCUCAGCUCCCUGGACUUCGAGGCGCUGCGCGCGUUCGAGUUCCGCGUGGGCGCGGCCGACCGCGGCUCGCCGGCGCUCAGCAGCCAGGCGCUGGUGCGCGUGCUGGUGGGGGACGCCAACGACAACGCGCCCUUCGUGCUGUACCCGCCGCAGAACGGCUCGGCGCGCUGCCCCGAGCUGGUGCCCAGGGCGGCCGAGGCGGGCUACCUGGUGACCAAGGUGGUGGCGGUGGACGGCGACUCGGGCCAGAACGCCUGGCUGGCGUACCAGCUGCUCAGGGCCACGGAGCCCGGGCUGUUCGGCGUGUGGGCGCACAACGGCGAGGUGCGCACGGCCAGGCCGCUGAGCGCGCGCGACGCCGUCCGGCACAGGCUGCUGGUGCUGGUCAAGGACAACGGCGAGCCGCCGCUGUCGGCCAGCGUCACGCUGCACGUGCUGCUGGUGGACGGCUUCUCGCAGCCCUACCUGCCGCUCCCGGCCGCGGCGGCGGCCGAGGCCCGGGCCGACCCGCUCACCGUCCACCUGGUGGUGGCCUUGGCGUCGGUGUCGUCGCUCUUGCUGGUGGCGGUGCUGGGGUUCGUGGCGGUGCGGCUGGGCAGGAGGAGCCGGGCCGCGGCGGGGGGCGGCUGCUCGCUGCCCGAGGGCCCCUUCGCGGGCCACCUGCUGGACGUCAGCGGCGCGGGGACCCUGUCGCACAGCUACCAGUACCAGGUGUGCAGGGGAGAAUCUGGGACCAGGGAAUUUAAGUUUUUUUCUGUUGUCUCUACCCAACAGAGGUCUGUGAAUGGUGUGGAGGAAAGCUCAAAUUUUGUAAAUAGUUUUGGAUUCAAUUAGGAACUUGGGUGAGGGAAUUUGGGUUCUUUCUAAAUAUGAUAGGUCUCCAUUACUGUUUUUGGUCCGUAUAGAAUUUCUUGGAUGAUUUGCUGAUUCCAUAUUCCUAUUAAGGGGAUUAGAAGUAUUCUUUGAGUAUAUACUCAUAUUUACUCUUUUUAUCAUUUCUAUUUUGAUGGAGACAGAGAAUUUUCAACUUCAUUGCAUUACUUAAAAGUCAUGAACAUGUGUUGAAUUUAUCAACUUUUCAUUAUCAAGCACUGUUGAUUUGAAGAUGACUCCAGCCCCAUCCUCUAUUUGAUUGUUAUAUGGAAACUCUAAAUUUUUGAUGUUGUGGUUACUUAGAAAGCAUCAUGAUAUUAAUAUAAUGAAGUAUUAGUAUAGCUUCUGUUUAAUCUGAUAUUAAGCCUACCUGUUUUAAAUCUUUAAAUGGUGAAAUGUCUGCAAAAAAUGCAUGUUUUUGUUUCACAGUAGUAUUAAAUAGGAAGGCUACAAUUUCUCCCAUACUUAAGGGCUU